Molecule: messenger RNA, 1989 nt
Organism: Fusarium oxysporum Fo47
Lineage: Eukaryota; Fungi; Ascomycota; Sordariomycetes; Hypocreales; Nectriaceae
Exons: 2
Coding region: 1-1989 (662 amino acids)
Biological process (GO): DNA-templated transcription; positive regulation of transcription from RNA polymerase II promoter by galactose
Cellular component (GO): nucleus
Molecular function (GO): DNA-binding transcription factor activity, RNA polymerase II-specific; RNA polymerase II cis-regulatory region sequence-specific DNA binding; zinc ion binding
Source: RefSeq, a predicted model, not a curated record
AUGCCUACCAAGAGGCUGAGCGAUAGCAUGCGUCGUCGAUGUGCGGCAGCAUGCGAGAGCUGCAAACGCCGAAAAGAGCGAUGCGACGGCAACUUGCCAUGUCGUCGAUGCGCCAUCCGACAGAUUGCCUCGGAAUGUCGCUAUUCAACUACAAAACGGCGGGUAUCCAUCUCCUCCCGCCAAAGUGCCAGCGUAGAUCCAAGGGACCCCCCGGAACCACUGACAGACAUGCUGCUGAACUAUCCGAUUACUGCCAAGGACCAGCCACUUCAACAGACCGCGAGCCAGCUUGGAGACUCCUUUUUGGACAUCGGCGCCACAUUCCAUGACACGUAUCGACUAGCAGAGAAUGACCAACAAGGCUCCAUCUAUUUUGGGGAUGCGUCCAAUGAAUCUUUUCUUCGGCAGAUCCGUCAGCUCGUUGCUCGGACCCUGGGGCCGUGCCCUUUUGUCGAGCAGCCGAUACAAUACCAUACCAAUCAUGAUCCCUCUUAUCCAGUUGCAGGGUCUGAUCCCCCACCAAUGCCCAGCGCUUCCCAUGCGAAACAACUGUGGCUUCAGCAAGACGACAACGCUGCAACCCUAUCCUCCGCAAUUUGCUACUUGAUCCUUGCAAACGGCGCACUUACGUGCCCGGGAGACGAAGAUGCAACCGCGGAAGCAUACUACUCAUAUGCAAAAUAUCUGAUAAAUUCGAAAUCAAGCCAAGGGCCAAAUCUCUCGCUGAUCCUGUGUCACAACUUGAUCGCUUUCUAUCAAAUAAACUCAGGAAGAAGAGACGCAUCUUAUCACUCCAUCGGGGUCGCAUGUCGACUUGCAUGCGCCAUGGGCAUCCAUAAAGUGAACAAACCGCACCUCAUGAGUCACGAUGCUCCUGCUUUCCGUGAACGUCUUUGGAAAGCAUUACGACUGUUUGAUACUUUUGCCAGUGGUUCUCUAGGUCGACCCAUCUGCACCUACGAGACUCGCAACACAAAGGCCGAGAAAGGCUAUUCUUCCGCCAUCGACAUGGCAGCUAUUAUAGAAGCCGUCUUGAGGGAGGUCUACGGGCCUUCCAAGGUUUCAAGGCACUUCAUCACAAACAUGACUCAGGAGCAUCGCUCAUGGGCAACUCGCAUGGCUUCCGGGCUAAAGGCUGAUGGGUUAGAGGGCGUGGAACUAGUUCAAGGGUCUGAAUAUGUACCCACCCUGGCAUCCUCCAACAUGAAGCAGUCAUACUACUGGUCGAUCAUGCUACUGACCCGGCCUGUUCUCCUUGAUCGAGCGGCCACACAUGCAAUGCGUGGAGGUGUCAGUGAUAACAGCUAUCGAGAUCAACAAGAGGCGCCACCACCAUCACAUGCCGACACAGCUCUUGUGUAUGCUUCAGUUGACUCAGCUGUACGCAUCGUACACUUGCUUGAGACUAUCCUUACAAGAGAGGAUUUACCCAAACGGUUACCAUUUCCGGUCCACUCUGCCUUUACUGCUGCUCUGACCCUAGGUGUCGCUACCUUUGCAGAUUUGGACCACGUUUUCCCGCUGCGAUCGAGUUUAGUCAUUGUAGGCCAGUUGCUACGAAGGUUUGAAAAGCAUGAUAGUAUUGCCAGGUACUACUGUCAGGUUGUGCAGCAGCUCCAAUCUGCAUGUGAAGAGUAUGUGGAGCAGCGGAAUAACCGUAUCGUUGAGAAGCAGAGCCAUUUGGUCGGUGAGCUAUUUGGACGUCUUCAGGAGAAGGAACCUUUGCCAAAAUACAAGAGUGGGAGGAUGGACGGUGGAUGGACUGAUGAAUCAGUUACCGCCCAGGGGCUGCAAAGCCCUUUAGCUUCUCUAUCAGCCACCUGUUUGACGGAGGAUUCGGCCCUAGACUGUGACCCUGCUAGUGUUGGUGGAAGUUUUCCCGACCUGUCUUUGGACCUAUUUCAAGAGUCCUCGUUGGUCGACAUAUCCCAUAUCGAAGAUACUUCAGAUAUAGGUAGUCUAACUUUCUCUAGCCUGAGCUGGUUCUAA